Myotis davidii is the source of this 4713-nucleotide messenger RNA. It is a transcript of the gene CNNM4, whose product is annotated as cyclin and CBS domain divalent metal cation transport mediator 4. The coding region runs from base 62 to 2308 and encodes 748 amino acids. Gene Ontology annotation, biological process: magnesium ion transport; magnesium ion homeostasis. Gene Ontology annotation, molecular function: sodium ion transmembrane transporter activity; magnesium ion transmembrane transporter activity. Lineage: Eukaryota; Metazoa; Chordata; Mammalia; Chiroptera; Vespertilionidae. The record is from RefSeq and is a predicted model, not a curated record. The transcript has 8 exons. Gene Ontology annotation, cellular component: plasma membrane.
GUUGCUGUGGGCGCGGGGGGUCCGGGGCCAGGGAGACCCCCAGCGGAGCACGAUCCUUGGCAUGCGACUGGCGAGCUGCGACAAGCCGUGUGGGAUGAACCCGGAUGGCAUCAUCUUUGUGUCCGAGGGCAGCACGGUGAACCUGAGGCUGUAUGGCCACAGGCUGGGCUCCAUCUCUAGCAACCUGAUCUCCUUCACGGAGGUGGACAACUCCGAGGCCUUCCACAACUCCACCCACUGCCCCGAGCUCACCAAGGACCUGGUCGUCCAGCAGCUGGUCAACGUGAGCCGCGGGGACACGUCCGGGAUGCUGGUGGUGUUCACCAAGUUCCUGCGGAGGAGCGAGAACAUGAAGCUGUACGCGCUGUGCACCCGGACCAGCGUGGACGGGCCGUGGCAGAAGUGGACCGAUAAGGACUCGCUGCUCUUCAUGGUGGAGGAGGCCGGGAGGUUCCUGCCCCUCUGGCUGCACAUACUUAUCAUUUUGGUGCUGUUAGUGCUGUCGGGCAUCUUCUCUGGCCUCAAUCUGGGGUUGAUGGCCCUGGACCCCAUGGAACUGCGCAUCGUCCAGAACUGUGGCACGGAGAAGGAGAGGCGCUAUGCUCGCAAGAUCGAGCCUAUCCGUCGCAAAGGCAACUACCUGCUCUGCUCGCUACUCCUGGGAAAUGUGCUGGUCAACACCUCUCUCACUAUCCUUCUGGACAACCUCAUCGGGUCCGGGCUCAUGGCCGUGGCCUCCUCCACAAUCGGCAUUGUCAUCUUUGGAGAGAUCUUACCUCAGGCCCUGUGCUCCCGGCACGGACUGGCUGUGGGUGCCAACACGAUCAUUCUCACCAAAUUCUUUAUGCUACUCACUUUCCCCCUCAGCUUCCCCAUCAGCAAGCUCCUAGACUUUUUUCUGGGCCAGGAGAUUCACACCGUUUACAAUCGGGAGAAACUGAUGGAAAUGUUGAAGGUGACAGAGCCCUAUAAUGACCUCGUGAAGGAGGAACUAAAUAUGAUUCAGGGGGCCCUGGAACUACGGACCAAAACCGUGGAGGACAUCAUGACCCAGCUCCAUGACUGCUUCAUGAUCCGCAGCGAUGCCAUCCUGGACUUCAACACGAUGUCCGAGAUUAUGGAGAGUGGCUAUACCCGCAUCCCCGUGUUUGAGGACGAGCAGUCCAAUAUUGUAGAUAUUCUCUACGUCAAAGACUUGGCCUUCGUGGACCCCGAUGACUGCACCCCCCUCAAGACCAUCACCCGCUUCUACAACCACCCCGUGCACUUUGUCUUCCAUGACACCAAGCUGGAUGCCAUGCUGGAGGAAUUCAAGAAAGGGAAGUCCCACCUGGCCAUCGUGCAGAAGGUGAACAACGAGGGGGAAGGGGACCCCUUCUACGAGGUCCUGGGCCUGGUCACCCUGGAGGACGUCAUUGAGGAGAUCAUCAAGUCCGAGAUCCUGGACGAGUCCGAUAUGUACACUGACAACCGAAGCCGGAAACGGGUAUCUGAGAAGAACAAACGGGACUUCUCAGCCUUCAAGGAUACUGACAAUGAGCUCAAGGUGAAAAUUUCACCUCAGCUCCUCCUGGCUGCUCACCGCUUUCUGUCCACGGAAGUCCCCCAGUUCAGCCCUGCUCUGAUAUCAGAGAAGAUCCUGCUUCGGCUGCUCAAGUACCCAGACGUCAUUCAGGAACUCAAGUUUGACGAGCACAACAAAUACUAUGUGCACCACUAUCUGUACACCCGGAACAAGCCGGCCGACUACUUCAUCCUCAUCCUGCAGGGGAAGGUGGAGGUGGAGGCUGGGAAGGAGAACAUGAAGUUUGAGACAGGUGCCUUCUCCUACUACGGGACCAUGGCGCUGUCCUCGCUAACCGCUGUGCCUUCAUCCCAGGUCGGGUGUCCGCCUGGCAAGCAGAACUCCCUGCUCUCCUGGCUCUCAGACCGCUCCCCAUCGCACCCCACCUGCCUGAGCCGCUCGGCCUCCCUCAGUUGCCCGGACCGCACAGACCUCUCGAGCCCGGCCCCCUUGGCAGGCAGCAGCAACCAGCUCGGCAGCUCCGUCCUGGGCCAGUACAUCUCCGACUUCAGUGUCCGGGCGCUCAUGGACCUGCAGUAUAUUAAGAUCACCCGCCAACAGUACCAGAAUGGGCUGCUGGCCUCACGGAUGGAGACCAGCCCUCAGUUUCCCUUGGACGGGUGCACCAUCUGCACGGAGAACCUGGCGGAGAAGCCUGAGUUGCCUGUGGUGGACGAGACCACAACUCUGCUCAACGAGCGCAACGCCACGCUGCACAGAGCUUCCCCUGAGAGCGCCAUCUGACAGGAGGGCCCGGGGCCCCCCGCCAGCUCCGCGGGGGCCGCCCCAGUGGGCCCACCUGAAGCGAAGGAGCCUGUCAGGCCAGACGGAGCUGCCUAGCCCUGGACUGUGGGUGGCGAGUAGCCACCACAAGGCAGAUUUUGUACUGGAGUUUCUAGGCUCAUUGCUCCUCUUUUGAAAUGUCAUUGGGGGAAGGGAAUGGGGAAGGGAAGACAGGGUUAAGGAUUUUAUUUAAAAAAAAUUUUUUCCCCACAAAAACUUUGGAUGGGGUUUCUCACCCCGGGAAGCAAUAGCCAUAAUCUGCUCCCAGCCACAACCCGGCUAUGUCCCGACUCAGGGAGCCGACUCUUUCUGCUCCUUGUCCUCCAGAGACGGGUCCCAGCAGCUGCGGGAGGAAGAUUUUCUCUUGGGAGGAAGACAGUGCUUCCCAGGAAGCAAAGAACCAAAUAGCAUUGAGAACAACUGCCUGGACAUGUGCACUGAGGCUUGUCUGACGUCGCCAAGGUCAAGGGAUUCUGGGGAGCUGUGAUCGGGGGCAUUAUACUCCCAGCUACAGAGGAGUAGCCCUGCUCCUGUCACUCGCUGGAUCCAGGAAUUUCUGAAACUCUGCUGAUGGGCUCUCCUGGUGGGGGCCACUGGGACUCUCAACCCUGGCCCCAUUGUUUUGCCUCAUAUCUACUCCUUUGGACAGCUGUUCCCUUGUAGUAGGGCUGACUUGACGCGUUAGGCAGUGUCUCCCGCCUUUCAGAUUGCUCCCCCUGCUUCCCAGGCUGCCCUCUCUUUACCAAAGGCUUUCCCGUGGGUUGGGACAGCAUCUACAUUAGAGGUGACUUGUCUGCAAUACUCCUCUUGGUUCUAGGAGGGAAUCUAGUCACAAGUAUUUGCAUUGUUAGCAAGUAAUACCAUCCCCUUCCCACCCCACAACCAAAGUCCAGUCUGACCCUUGAACUCUGCUUUCCAGGCUCCCUACUUCCAAUCUAAACCCCGAGGUCUCUUGGGGAUUGAGAACAGAGGACGUGGAGGAAGCAGCCUAAGCAGGUUCUCCAUGCCCUCUCUCCGUGGCUGAGGCUGACCUUCCUAUUUACACACUUUCAUACCCAGGAAAGGUUUCAGCCUCCAGGGCACACAACUGGUGGCCACGUUCCCCCAGGUCCGUGAUCCUAGUGUGGGCCGUCAGCUUGUCCUGUGCUGAAGCUGGGGGUUCAGAGCUCCACGCCCACAGGAAGCCCUCCCCAGCACCUUUCCCUGGGGCUGAGUCAGGCCCUGCUGCACAGCUCCAGGCUUCCCACUGCUGGGGAGGCUGCGGGACCAAGGUCCGAGUUGGCCCUUUUGUCGGGGGGAACAGUUGCCCAAGAUCAGGUGGGGGAGACUGCAGGCCUCCCCCUGAGUAUUGUCUAUUCGCUCCUUUCCUAAAGGGCUCUGCUCUUCAGGUGCCUGGAGAGCCCUAAGUCUUGAGACCAGGAAAUGUCUUGCACCAAGUAUACCUACCCCUGACCAGUCACAGAAUCUAUUCCUAAAAGUUUGGAGAGAAGGUGGUGAUACCCAUGGGUUCUCAGCCAGAAGGAAAAAAAGACACUGGACCUUUUUGUUCCCUGUGGGGAAACCCAUUUGUUUCCUACACGCACAGCUUUCUGAGUCCACAUGGAAGCUUGCAAAGCUGUGUUUUUGAGACCUGGGAGCCAGGCAGGGCCAAGCACAUUGGCCUGAACCAAGUGAGUGUGUGUGAAUAAAGCGGGUACGCACACUUCCACGCUACCUCUUUGCACACACGGUUACUACCAACAGUUCCCUCCUCCCCCGUUCUUCCCUUCCCUUCCCCAUUUAUAAUCACUUCUUGCAAAGGGUCGUAAUUAUUUCCAAAUAUUACUGGUCCGAUGACUUCCUCCUCCCAGUGCAAUUUUUCACUUCCUAUUCCAACUUCUGGUUCCUGGGCUGAGCUCUACCCUGGAAUUGGCCCAUCCCUACCUGUCUUCCUGUGUGAGGGAUGGCCUCCAAAUGGGUAGGCAAGUCACAGCCACCAUAGCAAGUAACAUAUUUAUUUUGCAUAAGGUUUUAAUUUGUAUAUAUUUGUGAUUUAUUUUGGCAUUGUUAUGAGUUUGACUCUCGGGGAGUUUUGUUGUUAUGACUCUUGUGUCUUUUGUCACAAAACAAUGAUAAUAUUUGCUAAACAAUAUAUGGAAUUUAUUUUUGAUUGGUAAUAAAAAAAUGAAAUAUGAAAUCUUGGUGCGUCUACAAUUUCCCUAUUUAAGUCGUCAGUAUUCGGUACCUGUCAGAAAUAGAAGUGAUUGUGAUUGGCUGUCACUAUGUGAGUACAAGAGACAAGUAUUCUGGGAUUGUUUCACAGUGAAAAAGCAGCAGCAAUGUAAUUUUAAAUAUAUCCUAUAUAAUAAAAGGCUAAUGCAAAUCAA